Messenger RNA from Paramacrobiotus metropolitanus, 477 nucleotides. RefSeq names its product eukaryotic translation initiation factor 1A, Y-chromosomal-like. Lineage: Eukaryota; Metazoa; Tardigrada; Eutardigrada; Parachela; Macrobiotidae. Gene Ontology annotation, biological process: translational initiation. The transcript has a single exon. The record is from RefSeq and is a predicted model, not a curated record. Gene Ontology annotation, molecular function: translation initiation factor activity; RNA binding. The coding region runs from base 1 to 477 and encodes 158 amino acids. Gene Ontology annotation, cellular component: cytoplasm.
AUGCCUAAGAAUAAAGGAAAAGGAGGAAAAAAUCGUCGACGUGGAAAAAACGAGAAUGAGAACGACAAGCGUGAGCUGGUUUUUAAAGAAGAUGGUCAGGAGUAUGCCCAAGUAAUCAAAAUGCUAGGCAAUGGACGAGUGGAGGCCGUGUGUUUUGAUGGAACGAAGCGUUUGUGCCAUAUUCGCGGGAAACUACGGAAGAAGGUAUGGAUUAACCAAGGUGACAUCAUCCUGGUGGGUCUCCGCGAUUAUCAGGACGGCAAGGCGGAUGUUAUCAUGAAGUAUUUUCCCGAAGAGGCACGUCUGUUGAAGUCCUACGGUGAAAUUCCUGAGUCUACGAAAGUUAACGAGGCGACCUUCGUCGAUCAGGAUAUGGAGAAUGACGGUAUUGAGUUCGACGAUGCAGCUGGCGGAGGAAGUGCCAGUGAAAGCGACAGCGAGGAUAGUAAAAGCGAUGUUGAUGUGGACGACGUGUGA